This is a messenger RNA of Contarinia nasturtii (swede midge), 1082 nucleotides long. RefSeq names its product histone-binding protein N1/N2-like. Gene Ontology annotation, biological process: CENP-A containing chromatin assembly; DNA replication-dependent chromatin assembly. The coding region runs from base 190 to 924 and encodes 244 amino acids. Gene Ontology annotation, cellular component: nucleoplasm. NCBI's taxonomy places the organism in Eukaryota, Metazoa, Arthropoda, Insecta, Diptera, Cecidomyiidae. Gene Ontology annotation, molecular function: histone binding. The record is from RefSeq and is a predicted model, not a curated record. The transcript is spliced from 6 exons.
ACGUCAAAAGUGCACAUAGAACUGUUGGGGACUAUACAUUGUACAUUUUCACUUCAAACUUCAAUCUAUAGUAGAAUUUCUUCUCUUAUUUAUGAAGAUGAUGAUGAUGAUGACGAUGAUGAUGAUGAUGACAAUGUAGAUUAUGAAAAUAAAGACAAAUACGAAUCUGAAAAAAAAUCAGUGGCCAGUAUGUGUUUCUCAAAUGAAUCAAAUGAAGAGCCCGGAACUUCUUCUGGAAUUCGAAAUGGUGGAACUGAAAACACUGAUGUCGAAGCUAAUGAAAACUUACAAUUUGCUUGGGAAGCUCUUGAAAUGGCUGCCAAAAUAUUUAGGCGAUUGGGAAAAGGCUAUGAAGAAUACUUGGCCGAGGCGCAUUACGGUCUUGGAGAAAUUUUAAUGGAAAAUCAAAAUUGUUCGGAAGCAAUACGUGAUUAUAACAUUGCGUUUGAGAUCUUUUGUAAGGCAGAACCUAUAAAAGAACGUUCCUUGGCUGAAAUCAAGUACAAAACAGGAUUAUGUAAUUAUACAAGUGCCGAUUUCGAGGCAUCAAUUGCUGAUUUCGAGGGAUCGGCAAACUACAUGAAUCAAGCGAUAGAAGCACUUAAGGAGAAGGAACAAACACCCGAAAUUCAAAAAACUAUUGAUGAUCUUUCAACAAUGCGUGAAGAUAUCCUCAACAAGAUUGCCGAGGUUCAGGAAACAAAGCAACUGCUAAGAAACAAUUUAAUGUCGAAAACUGGAGGUUACACAGCACUUUUGACUGAAGACGUCAAGUCAGGUGGUGCAGAAGGGAGUUCAAGCGGACAAUCGGAAAAACCAAAAGCAAACGAUAUCAGUCAUUUAAUAAAGAGAAAAAAAGAUACAUCAGAUGAAAUUGCAAACAAUCCAAAUGAAUCGUCGCCGGCAAAAAAAAAAGCUCCAUAAAUGUGAAAAAAAAUCGAAAAAGUCUCAUUAUUUUCACUAAUUUGAUACACAUUCUAUUAUUAUUAUUAAUUAUUUAAUUCAGUUUGUAACUUUGUCAAUUCAAGAAAUCAAACAUUAGAUUAAACGUUUUAAAUUAAAAUAAAUACAAUUUCAACUAA